AUGGGAAUAGUCGGUUUCCGCCCAGCCCAGGUCAAGGCUUAUCUUUCCAUGGUUGCGGCUGAUCCGAGCGAGGUAGAACGAAUGGAGCAAUUCAUCCAACGACACUGGCUCAUUCAGGGACCGAUGCAAAUCCCCAUUCAGUUAGAUGCGUUCUCUUUUAUCUGGGGCGGCGAGGGGGAGCUGAGCCAAACAGUCAGGAGCAUGACAACGCUCUACACAGCCAUCGAGCACAAAUUAUGGUUGAAGGACAUCCCGCGCAUCCGUCAUGGUAUAUCCGCUGCCAAGCUCGAGAAUAUACGUAUUUGGAGAAAGCUAGAGACCCACGUCAAAGAAGAAUGUGAGUUCCUGGGACUCCUAGCCUUUACCGGUCUGUACAAUGAUAUGGCUGAAUUCAGCCCAUGUCAUCGGGAUCAAAUAUACGAGCGGCUGCCGUCUACCAACGUAGAUGACAGGAUUUUGGAGAGUUUAUCAUUCCUACGCGCCCUUGAUUCCGCGAGACCGCGGGAAACGGAAUAUUACUUCAUUCACUUGACCUUCCAGGAGUUGUUCGCAGCACGGUACUUCGUAAGCUGUUUGUCCGAAGGAAAGGACCUCAUCUGUAUCACCCUGGGAGGCAGCACGAAAUAUGAAGAAAUGGACAGAUUUAUCGCUCGUGAAAAGUACAAUGGACGAUUCGACGUUAUGUGGCGGUUCAUUACGGGGCUUUUAGAGCUCCAGGACCAAAAAGGGCUUGCUCGCUUCAUCAAAACGCUUGACGAACCACGUGACCUAUUAGGUCUAGCGCAUGCCCGACUGCUUAUGCACUGUCUUGCUGAGAUAACGUCGCUCAGUCUCGAAACCGACCUGCAAAGCUUUUUGGUUCGUACCGCUCAUCAAUUGAUGCGGCUUCUGCUGUUUGAGGCUCAAGCCAACCGUAUAGAGCCUAGAUCACUACUAAAGGCUAGGCGUGCAUACAGCAAGGGGCCAUCACUGGGUACCUCAUUGGAAUUUCCAGAGUGGAUUCUGCAGACAAUGCUAGAAAGGGGAAAAGACAAGCAUAGGCAGAUUGCAUUAAAGGUACUGGCCAGGCGCCCUCAGGUUUCCUCGACUAUAUUUGAGCAGGCAAGAUCUACACUCGACGGAAACGACUGUGAUGAAAUAAAAGCAGAGGCCGCUUUCAUACUCGGAAAAAAUCUACACCACUCGCCUGAGAUCAUAACCAAAGCAAUACAGAGUGAAACCACACUGAUUCGAAACAUGGUAUCAGCUGGCCUGAGAGAGGCUCCUAAGUUGAAACGGGAUAUCCUUUUCGCUGUGCUAUCCCAAUACAGAGUUGACAGAUUGGAUGGCUAUAGGGAGAUUAUCAAAAAUCAAUCGGACUCACUGCUUGAUACUAUUGAUAGCAUUGUGUCUGAACUUCACUAUUCAAGUUUCGCGCUUCAGUACUGUUGGCCACCAACACUAAAAGUACAACCGCAACUCGGCAAGGGCGCUUUGGAGUCAGUUGCUGCCCUUCUCGGCGAUGAGAAUUCCUAUGUGGCAGUAACAUCGACGCUACUUCUGGCUAGGGAUACCAAGUUACCCCCAUCCUGCAUCCAGGCUCUCAUGUCUCGGCUAGAAGGCGACAUUGACCGCUAUUGGUACUCGGCCCAUCCUCUUGAAAGGCAGGAUGUCCUUCCAAAGGAGAUACUUGACCGAAUCAAGAUUUUGGCCUGUGAUCGUGCAUAUCCCACCUUUCUCUGGCCUGUCAUACAAAAGCAUUCGGCACCUUCAGAUGAAGAUCUCCUCGCAAUGUUUAAUAGAGCAAGAAAUCGAGAUGGCAUGUCUGCUGCCAUAACACAGUCCAUGUUUCAAAGGCAGGAAGACCCACCAGAGGAAAUUCUCAAUCACUGCGUCUCCCUGUUACUAUCUGGUGAGUAUGGACACCUCGCAGUGGAUGCUCUGACCAUGAAUCCCAACUUGCCGUGUGAGAUCCUGGAUAGAUUGUGCCUUGCACUUAAAUAUCCCAGCAUGUAUAUGAGAGAGGUAUUGAAGGUAAUUUCAGCGCAGCACAUCCCACCCUCACAAUUCCUGCCAGCCAUUAAGCCCCACAUGGAAGGGCUCUUGAGUUAUGAUCUUCUUGAGACAUUGAACAAGUAUCCAGUUGUCCCUGAUGAUAUUCUCAAGAGCCUGAUUUCACAUGCUUUCCGCAAAUAUCCUGUCUCCAGCAAUGACCUCUCUGAUUUACUGAACCUUCCAGCAAGUCGUCAGCGCUCACUUUCGUCCUCUGGUAUACGUAUGACGACAGAAUUAGAGGUGGACUGUGCGUAUUCGAUUCGAAGGUGCCCCAAGUUCUAUCCCAUUCUAGAGAAGUUGGAUACAGAAUAUUGGGUGUUUUGGCUCAGAAUACUUUUCGAGUGGUCCUUUAAGGAGGGUGUGAUUUGUUACAUCCAGGACGACCAUUUAUGGUUGGAAUUACCCGAGGGUUCUUUCAAACUAAACAUCGGGCGUCCUGGCCAGCGAGAGAAGCUCGACGCGGCACUUGAUUCUAUACACAACGAAGUCGAGGGUUCGCUUGAUGAUUUCCACCUACUUGAGCUAUCUCCUGAAGAGCAUAAUGUUCUUUCUUGA
Aspergillus ibericus CBS 121593 is the source of this 2589-nucleotide messenger RNA. RefSeq lists its product as uncharacterized. The transcript has a single exon. The coding region runs from base 1 to 2589 and encodes 862 amino acids. The record is from RefSeq and is a predicted model, not a curated record. NCBI's taxonomy places the organism in Eukaryota, Fungi, Ascomycota, Eurotiomycetes, Eurotiales, Aspergillaceae.